This is a messenger RNA of Dromaius novaehollandiae (emu), 1469 nucleotides long. RefSeq names its product NFKB inhibitor beta (gene NFKBIB). Gene Ontology annotation, molecular function: protein binding. Lineage: Eukaryota; Metazoa; Chordata; Aves; Casuariiformes; Dromaiidae. The coding region runs from base 193 to 1221 and encodes 342 amino acids. The record is from RefSeq and is a predicted model, not a curated record. Gene Ontology annotation, biological process: cellular response to lipopolysaccharide. The transcript is spliced from 6 exons.
AGGCUCUGCGGCACCUUUCCUCCCCUCUCCCGGAAGCGAGCGGGCGGACUACGCUUCCCAGCAUGCCCCGCGCGCGGCCGCCAUUGCCCGGGCCCGGCGGGGAUUUCCCGGUCACGGCGGGCGGCCGGGGGGGGUCGGGGCGCCAUGGCGGCCCGGGCCUGAGGCGCGGCCGGUAGCGUGGCGGCCCCCGACAUGGCGGCCGUGGAGCCGGCGGCGCCCGGCGAGCCCAAGCGGCCCGAGGGCGACGACUGGUGCGACAGCGGCCUGGGCUCGCUGGGCGAGGGGCAGCUGGGGCCGCUGCCCGCCGCCAGCCCCGGCCCCGCCAGCCCCGGCCCCGAGCGCCCGGACUCGGCGCUGGGCCACGUCACGGCCGCCGUGGGCGCCGUGCACCUCGCCGACCCCCCCGAGGAGCCGCCGUCGCCCGCCGCCGUCGACGCCGAGGCCGAGGCCUGGCUCCACCACGUCCUCGGCUUCCUCACCGAGGACGGCGACACUGCCCUGCACUUGGCCGUGAUCCACGAGCACGAGGCCUUCCUGGACUCCAUCCUGCAGUACGCCGGCGGCACCGAGUACCUCGACCUGCAGAACGACCUGGGGCAGACGGCCCUGCACAUCGCCGUGAUCCUGGGCCUGGCGGGCUUCGUGCGCAAGCUGCGGGCGGCCGGCGCGGGGCUCUGCGUGCAGGAGCGGGGCGGCCACACGCCGCUGCACCUGGCCUGCCGCGAGGGCCGCCGCGCCUGCGCCCAGGGCCUGCUGCCCGCCCGGCGGCCCCCCGAGGAGGAGGAGGAGGAGGAGGAGGACGGGGAGGAAGCACGCGCCCAGCUCGACAGCCUCAACUACGACGGUUACACGCCGCUGCACGUGGCCGUGCUGCGCAAGGACCCGGCCAUGGUGGAGCUGCUGCUGGCUGCCGGCGCCGACCUCAACAAGGCGGAGCCCAGCUGCGGCCGCAGCCCGCUGCACUUGGCGGUGGAGGCGCAGAGCGCGGAGGUGGUGCAGCUGCUGCUGGGCGCCGGGGCCGACCCGGCCGCCCGGGCCUACGGGGGCCACACGCCGCUCUCCAGCGCCCGGCACCGGCCCUGCGGCCGCAUCCCCCAGCUGCUGCGCGACGCCGGCGCCCCGGAGCCGCCCGCCGACUCCGACGACGGCUCCGACAGCGGCUCCAGCGACGAGGAGGAAUACGACGACAUCGUCAUCAACAGCGGCCUCUACACGGACUGACGGGGCCCCCCCCCCGUGCCCCCCCCUCCCUUCCGCCGCUUCCCACUAUUUAUCCGGGGGCUCCGGGAGCCGGCGGCUGGAUUUGGCCGGAGCCGCCGCUGUUUUCCGCCCCCCCUUGCUGCCGCUGUUGUUGUCCCCCCCCCCGCCACCGUUUUAGCGUAGAGGAUUUAUAUCGGUUGUUGUAAAAUAAACAGGGGGUUUGGCCAGGGCUUGGCCCCCCCCGCGGCCCCCCCGGCCCCAAAAUGUGA